AUGGUCUCCGACCCCCAACCCCGCGGCUUCAAAGGCAUAAUCACCCGCGUCUCGAGCAUCCGUGAUGCAUACCCGAACUCAGUCGAGAUCUACCGCGAUCUGAAUACAGCUUAUCAAUCAUGUUACGAGAUCGCAGAUAAUAUUUCCGAACAGUAUAACGGCUAUAAGCGGGCUGGACAGCGCAUUUCGGGAAUUCGAUCACUGCUCGGUGACUGCGAUGCGAUCUUACGGCGUGUUCAUGGGUUCUUGCAGCGAUAUUCGAGUCUGCGCUCGCAAAAGCCUACUCCGAAGGAGAAGUUUGCUUUUGUGAGUGAGGAUAUUGAGUAUUGGAGGCGGAAACUGGGGCUUUGUAGGGAGAAGCUUGUUUCGGCGCAGGAGAUGUUGCAUGGGGCCGAUUACUCUAGUCAACCCACGCUGCAUGACGAUCAACUGGCUCCAGAAUCGCAGAGUGGAGAGAAAAAAGCACCGCCUGUAGAAAUUAUCGACCCAAUUCCUCCUGAAGCAGAUACAGCAAGAGACGUCCCUCCACUAGGGAAAGAGAAAAAGCAGAGAUCCCGAUCCGAAAAAAGAAACGCUCGACUAGCAGCCGCUGCCGCUGACCGUCGAUGGGAUGAAGUCCGCUCUCUAAUCGAAAAGAGCGCAGACGUAAACACGGCUGAUGGUCGAGGCUACAGGCCACUGGUGUAUGCUUUACACGGAAGGUAUACGGCCAAAUCCCCCGAUCAAGCCCGAGAAGCGAGCAGUAUUGCCAAGUUGUUGGUUCGUCGCGGAGCCAGGUUUGGCGAGGCGGAGCUGAUGGAACUACCAAAGGGUGGUAGCUAUGGGGAUCGAGAAUACAAAAAUCCCCCCAUUGGAAACCCGCAGUCCUCACCAAGCGCAACACACAACUCCAUCCCGCCAUCCUGGCGACUGCCCGAUUCAGUCCUCGCAAAUCGACCCGCCUCAAGCGUGGAAAUCAUUCGAUCCAGCAGCAUACUCACGCCCGAGGAAAUAUCGUGGACUGAAACAAUCGACAUCCGCGAUCUCGUCUUGCUGAUUAUAUCUCGGCGCGUCAGCAUGACGAAAUGUCUUACUGAGAUCUUCUUCGAGCGCGCGCUGAUUAAAGCGAGGAUCCUGGAUGAGUAUUUCGAAAGGACUGGGGAGGUUGUCGGCCCUGUACAUGGGAUUCCAGUUUCAGUUAAGGACCGCUUUGAUGUUGAGGGGGUGGAUACCACUGUUGGAUGGGUCGGGCUCAUCGGCAAGCCAGCCAAAUCCUCCAGCUCCGUCGUACAGCUACUCGAGUCAAUGGGGGCGGUCAUGUACGUCAAGGCCAAUAUCCCGCAAUCCCUAAUGAUGUCCAAUUCAUACAAUCACGUCUUUGGCCAAUCCGUCAAUGCCUUCAACCACGCCCUCAUCUCCGGCGGCAGUUCCGGAGGCGAAGGAGCUCUCGUCGGAUCUUGCGGUAGUAUGCUCGGAAUCGGCACUGAUAUCGGCGGCUCGAUUCGAGUUCCUUCGGGUCUCCAAGGCUUUACUCGGUCUGCCCGAGUACAGGUCGAGUACCCUGGGACUGCUCUGUCCUCCGAGCCAUGGAAUCUCGACCCAGCUGCUAUUCCAAUUCCUUGGAGAAAGGAAAUUGCCACUCCGCCAACAGACCGCAAACUAAGACUCGGCGUUGUCUUCGACGAUGCCAUUGUCAAACCACAACCUCCGUUGCGCGUGUUAUGCGGGAGACGGUGCAAGCGUUACGAGAUGCUGGUCACGAGGGUAUGCCAUUAUGCAUCUAUACUCAUCAUCUCCCGUUUUCGGCCAUACAAAGACUCACAAGCUCAUGUAGUAAUCGAAUGGGAUACCACCCUCCACACCCCGGCAACAAACCUCUGGACAAAAUCCAUUCUCGGCGACGGCGGCGCUCACUGCCGAAAGCUCUGCGCCAUAAUCGACGAACCACUAAUCGAGGGGAUGAUAGUCGGGACCGAGAAAGAUGUACUAUCGUUCGAGAACGGGAAAAGGUAUACUCUUGCUUCUUUCCCAGAGUAUCUCUCUUACGAUCUAACCAAUACAAAGGCCGAGAAUGAAAAAUACAACCUCCAAUUACAAAUGCUCGCUCAAUGGCGCGACACUAAGGUCGAUGCCGUUCUAAUGCCUGUCUUACCCUGGGCCGGAUAUAAGCCGAAGACUUGGGUGACAAGUAGUCAGUGGCUGGGGUAUACGGCUAUGUGGAAUCUGCUUGAUUAUGCGGCUGUUACAGUUCCUGUUGGUCGGGCGGAUAGGGGACUUGAUGUUGCUGGUGAGGGGUGGGAGAGUCAUGUUGCGAGGAAUGAGUCUGAUGCUUUUAAUCAUGAUCAAUGUGAGAUUCUCUCCCCUUUUGGAUUUGGGUUUAUUGUGUUGGGCUGGAUGCAUUCUGACAAGCUCGCAGAUGAUAUUGAUCUUGUACACGGGAUGCCUAUUUGCGUGCAGAUUGUUGGUGGACGGUUUGGGGAGGAGAAAGCUGUUGCGGUUGGAAAAGUUGUUGAUGGGUUGAUGAACAAAACUACAUUUCACCCUGUAGUCUAA
Penicillium argentinense is the source of this 2532-nucleotide messenger RNA. RefSeq lists its product as uncharacterized. NCBI's taxonomy places the organism in Eukaryota, Fungi, Ascomycota, Eurotiomycetes, Eurotiales, Aspergillaceae. The record is from RefSeq and is a predicted model, not a curated record. Bases 1 to 2532 code for a protein of 843 amino acids. The transcript has 8 exons.